Messenger RNA from Ostrinia nubilalis (European corn borer), 945 nucleotides. RefSeq lists its product as uncharacterized. Lineage: Eukaryota; Metazoa; Arthropoda; Insecta; Lepidoptera; Crambidae. The transcript is spliced from 4 exons. The coding region runs from base 291 to 635 and encodes 114 amino acids. The record is from RefSeq and is a predicted model, not a curated record.
UCAAUUGUUCUCCCCACCUAGACGCAAUUUUGGAAAACACCAAACAAGGGCUGUUUUCUAAACUACUGCAUCGAGGAAGUUUAUUAGAAACAUUACGAAUAUUGGCAUUAAAACUGUGUGGCCGAAAACCGACCAUUUCCAACCGCCAUGUUGAAGAAACAGUCAAGUUUUCAAUCGGUUAGACGGAUGGAUUAAAACUUCCGCUGUGUGCUAGCAUGACUUGAACCUUUUAAAUAAUAAAUUAUUAUAAUUUUCUUUAAGUCUUAAGUCAUAUUUUUAAAACGACAAAAAUGAGUGAAUCGAAGUUAAAGUUGCAUGUUGUUUUCAUUGUUUUGUGUAUAAUUCGAGGGAUUUGUGGCGUUGAUGAUUCACUUUUAUUCUCUGUGACGCGAGCGCCUAGAUACUUCGGCAUACUGCAGGACCACCGCGGGCAACCGUUGUCGGUGGAAAUAUCUGAGGAGUAUAUGGAUCAGGACUACAUCGCUACUAACAGGAAGAGGCAUAAGAUCGAUUGGAAUAAGAAUCCACUCGACAUGGACGACUUCGAUGACGAUGACACGGAAGAAAUAUUCGACGACAAGGACAAGGACGUCAAGUUGCCGAAUAAGUACAACCUGCAGGCUGGGCCGGUGUAGCGUUGUAUCGUAAUUAAAUCUUCAGUGCGCCCGCGCCACUUUCUUUAUUCAGUGAUUAAACUGAGAGCUAUAGAAUAGUGUUUUAAACUUGAGUUAGCGACCCCGCGCACUAGGCAGCCAGUCGAACAUUAUGACGGUGUAUGGCACUAAGCGGCCAAGAGUGUUCUAUCGGAUUGCUAGGCUGCCUGUGCGCGGGCCACUAGACUAAAGAAAGAGGUGCAGGAUCCUAGAAUAAUGUAGAUAAAUUGCAUAGAUCCCGUUGUUAGAUUUAAUAAUUUAAUUGUAACAUAUUAAAAGUGUGUCAAAGAUC